Molecule: messenger RNA, 2068 nt
Organism: Amblyraja radiata (thorny skate)
Lineage: Eukaryota; Metazoa; Chordata; Chondrichthyes; Rajiformes; Rajidae
Gene: triqk
Product: triple QxxK/R motif containing
Exons: 4
Coding region: 144-404 (86 amino acids)
Cellular component (GO): endoplasmic reticulum membrane
Source: RefSeq, a predicted model, not a curated record
AGCAGCGAGCACGCGAACACACGGCGAGAGCGCGCGGAGCCCAGUAUCUUUGAUCCGGGCCCAGGUCCCGGGACGCACGGCGCUGGAAGCCGGGCUGCUGCUGCGGGGAUCUUUAACACAAAUGGUCUGUUUCAAAACCAAAAAUGGGAAGAAAAGAUGCCAGUGCCUCUAAAAUUCCAAUUGAUCACUACCGCAAGCAAAUUGGUAAGCAAGAUUACAAGAAAACCAAAUCAGUUUUAAAAGCUACAAGAUUAAAAGCAGAAGCAAAGAAAUCAGCACCAGGAAUAAAGGAUGUGGCUCUUAUCGUUGUGGCCAUUCUGAUAUUACUUGUGGCUGUAUAUGGUUUCUUUUAUCUGAAGUUCAACACAGACGUUGAUCUUGAUCCAGAACGGGACAAAAAUUAGCGACGUCAUGGCUUGUUCAAGGAGAAGGACUCCUCUGGGGAAACGUAAACAAACGGCAGGGGUUUGCAGAUGAAAUUUGGACUACAAAGACAGCACAUGUGACUUUUAUUAAGAUUUACAUCUGUCAAGAAUUACUUUCAAAAGUAUUCAGCAGCUUUAUGAGCCCAGUCAUGUGUUUGCAAGGCUGCAUCUUGCAUUAUUUUAAUUGGUGUACAAUAAUUUUUUAACAUUUCACUUUUUACUGUGAGUCGUUUAGCUGAGCUUCGAGAUACAGUGUGGAAACAGGGAUCGCUGGUCGGCGCGGGCUCGGUGGGCCACGCUGCAUCUCUAAGCCAAACUAAAAUUUCACACGUGCUAGAAAUCUGAAGUAAAAUCAGAAAAUGCAUCGUGAUCGUCAACCUAUCUAUUCUACUCAUGAUUUUCUCAUAGUUCAGUUCAGUUUAGAGACACUGCGAGGAAACAGGCCCUUCGGCCCACCGAGUCCGCACUGACCAGCGAUCAUCCCGUACACUAGUGCGAUCCCACACACACACACUAGGGACAAUUGACAAUCUUUACCGAAGCCAAUUAGCCAACAAACCUGCACGUCUUUGGAGUGUGAGAAGAAACAGAAAACCCACGCAGGUCACGGGGAGAACGUGCAAACUCCUUACAGACAGUACCCGUAGUCAGGAUCAGUAUUCAGUUCAAUAAAAAUCUUACCAUAAAUAGGCACAAUCAUAAGUAGGUCCAAGAGCGUAGGAAUAGUAAGAUUACAGAGGCAGUAUACAGGAGUUAAAACAUUUCCGGCGCUUUCUCAUAUCAUUCAAGUUCAGAGUUGUUGGAAGAUAUAGUCUUAAAUUACCCGUAAAGGCCCGUUGUCCUGACGGCUGCAUUUUGUUUGGAGUUGAAGUGGUCGGCCUGGCCUGGCGAUGUUUUUAAUGUCUGAAGAAGGGUCCCGACUCCAAAUUUUGGUCACCCAUCCUUUUUCUCCAGGGAUGCUGCCUGACCCGAUGAGUUACUCCAGCACUUUGGCUCGAUCUCAGGCGACGUUGAUCUCCAGCUCCGUGCCACUGCAGGCCACGGCCGCUCCACAUGCUCAGCCUCACGGAGUGUCUCCUGAUCCAAUCGAGCCCCAGACACAUUGGUCUUCAUAAGUGAUCGGAGCAGAAUUAGGCCAUUCGGUCCAUCCAGUCUACUCCGCCAUUCAAUCAUGGCAGAUCCAGCUUUCCCUCUCAACCCCAUUCUCCUGCCUUCUCCCCAUAACCCUUGACACUCGUAGUAAUCAAGAAUCUGUCAAUCUCCGUCUUAAAAAUAUCCAUCGACUUGGCCUCCACUGCCGUCUGCGGCAAUGAGUUCCACAGAUUCACCACCCUCUGACUAGAGAAAUUCCUCCUCAUCUCCUUAUUAAAGGUACGUCCUUUUAUUCUGAGGCUAUGCACUCUGGUCCUAGACUGUCCCACAAGUUAACUCAAUCAUUCCUGGGAUCAUUUUCGUAAACGUCCUCUGGACCCUCUCCAACGCCAGCGCAUCCUUCCUCGGAUUUGCGGCCCAAAACUGCUCACAAUACUCCAAAUGCGGUCUGACCAGUGCCUUAUAAAGCCUCGGCAUAACAUCCCUGUUUUUGUACACUAGCCCUCUCAAAAUAAAUGCCGGCAUUGCAUUCGCCUUCCUUAGUUCUCAGU